AUGUCAGAGAGGCUCCAGUACCUGUUUGGGAACGUUUCCAAGCUCAUUGAGGAAGGAAAAUUCAGCCUGAAAGAUGACUUCCCUAUGGUCACUCGCAAGGAGUGGGGGGCAGCAGCUGUCUCCUGUAACACCCAGCUAAGCAGGCCAGUGGACUUCCUUGUCAUUCAUCACAUCCCUGCACUGGAGUGUCACAACCAGACAGGUUGCAGUCAGAGGCUGCGGGAGCUGCAGAACCAUCACAUCCACAACAAUCACUGGUGCGACGUGGCCUACAAUUUCCUGGUUGGGGAUGAUGGUAGGGUGUACGAAGGUGUUGGUUGGAAAGUCCAAGGCUGGCAUACUCAAGGCUACAGCAACAUCUCCCUGGGCUUUGCUUAUUUCGGCACCAAGGAAGGCCACAGUCCUAACCCCACUGCCCUGUCUGCCAUGGAGGGCCUAAUCUCUUAUGCUGUCCAGAAGACCCAUCUGUCACCCAGGUACCUUCAGCCACUUUUGGUGGAAGGAGAGAACUGUCUGGUGUCGCCACAGCAGAGAGGUUUGAAGAAAGCUUGCCCCAGCAUUGUUACGCGGUCUGACUGGGAAGCCAGGAAGUCCCACUGCCCCAGGAUGAGCCUUCCAGCUAAGUAUGUUAUCAUCAGCCACACCUCUGCGAGGACCUGCACUGUUUCUGAUGAGUGUCGCAUCCUGGUCCGAGAUACGCAGUCCCACUUCAUGGACAGACAAGGCACAUGCGACAUCGGGCCCAACUUCCUUGUGGGCCAGGAUGGGAUCGUCUACGAAGGGACAGGAUGGAAAGUGCAGGGCUCGCACACUGCUGGCUAUAAUGACAUUGCCCUGGGCAUUGCCUUCAUGGGUACCUUCACAGGGAAUCCACCCAAUGCUGCCGCGCUGGAGGCCACCCAGAACCUGAUCCAGUGUGCCAUGGACAAGGGGUAUUUGACUCCCAACUAUCUACUUGUGGGCCAGAGUGAUGUCGAGAAUACGCUGUCUCCUGGGAAGGCUCUGUACAAUAUCAUCAGCACUUGGCCUCAUUUCAAGCACUGA
Molecule: messenger RNA, 1044 nt
Organism: Echinops telfairi (small Madagascar hedgehog)
Lineage: Eukaryota; Metazoa; Chordata; Mammalia; Afrosoricida; Tenrecidae
Product: peptidoglycan recognition protein 4
Exons: 7
Coding region: 1-1044 (347 amino acids)
Biological process (GO): peptidoglycan catabolic process
Molecular function (GO): zinc ion binding; N-acetylmuramoyl-L-alanine amidase activity
Source: RefSeq, a predicted model, not a curated record